Molecule: messenger RNA, 456 nt
Organism: Saccostrea cuccullata (small rock oyster)
Lineage: Eukaryota; Metazoa; Mollusca; Bivalvia; Ostreida; Ostreidae
Product: fibroleukin-like
Exons: 4
Coding region: 1-456 (151 amino acids)
Source: RefSeq, a predicted model, not a curated record
AUGCGUAAUAAAGAUCUAAAGUUAAGACCAGGAAAUGACGUAAUCCAUAAAUUAACGAAAGAAAACACCUCAUCCCUUUAUGUAUCCAUCACUCUCCUGAAUGGUACAACGCUCUAUGAAAUGUACGACCGAUUCUCUGUGUCCGACGAAGCAGGGAAAUAUCAACUCUUUCUUGCAGGACCUGCUACGGGGACUUUAGGAGACAGUAUGUUGGACACUGGUUUUUCUUACAGAGAUCUGUCUGGGAUGUACUUCAGUACCCCAGACAGGGACAAUGACAGGUUUAGUGAUGGUCACUGUGCUGCUUACAGUGACCGUAGAGGAGGCUGGUGGUUCAACGCCUGUACCUACUCCAACCUUAACGGUCCCUGGUCCCCGGGGUCCUGGUCCUUUCCAUGGAAUCCCACAACGAAUGAUCAUCCAUGGAUUACGGAAACCCCCAAGAGACGAUUUUAA